AGGCGUCGGUGAUCAGUCAGUGGUCGCAGACUCACAGCUGAAAUUUUGAAAUUGGGCUGAUGGCCCAAGUUCUAAACCUGAUACUCGGGAGGUGGUGGGCCUUGAUCGACCCGGUCCGCUAGAACGUGAACAAAAUCAGCACGUGACGGUUGACGAAACAGCGAGAAGAAGCAGAGGGAAUUAGGGUUUUAGUACGAAUUUGUGGGAAUAGCUUUGGUGAUUACUCCAUCUGGGAAUCUGAAGAAGAAAAGCGACAAUGAUCUACGACGUCAAUUCACCUCUCUUCAGGUCCUUCCUUAGCCAGAAGGGUGGUUCCUCUGACAAGAGGAAAACUGAGGAGCAGAAACCGAGGGAACAGAAGCCAAAAGCUAGUGAAAACAAGCCUGUUAUGAACGAGUGAUGACCUUGAUUGAGCUUUGGCAUCAGAUAGGAAUCUUUUAGAGGAUUAUAAUGAACUACUAUAUGAAGUGUGUUUGGUUACCGAUGAGACUUGUACUUGGGGUUCUGUAAGAUAUUCCUUCGAAUGUGCUGUUGAGAGAUACUAGAUGUUAUGGGCAGUUCUUCUGAAUGCACGAUGCUUUUAUCCUUUCAUGUUUGGAAGCCUGGGGCUUGCGAUAGCGGCCUUCUUUGGAAUUGCAUGUAAAUUUACCGGCUCCAACGUGGUUUUCAUCU
This is a messenger RNA of Rhododendron vialii, 672 nucleotides long. RefSeq names its product wound-induced basic protein-like. Bases 257 to 400 code for a protein of 47 amino acids. The transcript has 2 exons. The record is from RefSeq and is a predicted model, not a curated record. Lineage: Eukaryota; Viridiplantae; Streptophyta; Magnoliopsida; Ericales; Ericaceae.